This is a messenger RNA of Trichomonas vaginalis G3, 747 nucleotides long. RefSeq names its product protein kinase regulator protein. Lineage: Eukaryota; Parabasalia; Trichomonadida; Trichomonadidae. Gene Ontology annotation, cellular component: cytoplasm; protein kinase CK2 complex. The coding region runs from base 1 to 747 and encodes 248 amino acids. The record is from RefSeq and is a predicted model, not a curated record. The transcript has a single exon. Gene Ontology annotation, molecular function: protein kinase regulator activity.
AUGACGAAUAAAGACGGCGCUCCACGGAUUAUUGAGUACGAUGGGUUCCGUCUUUUUGGUGGUCCAUGUGUGAAGUGUCCUCCUAGUGCUGAUCCAUGGAUUUUUCAGUUCUGUAACUUACCUCAAAACAGGUGGUACGUUGCAAUUGAUAUAGAUUGGGUAACCGAUUGGUUUAAUCAGUAUGGCAUUAGAGAAUUAUUUGAAAACUUUGAUGAAGCAAUAGAGUUAAUUUCAGAUCAACACUCAGAAAAAUGGAAAGAUUUCACUGAAGAUAAAAUCAAACAGAUACAUGUGCAAGCAACAAGAAUUUACGGUCUUUUACAUGCAAGAUGGAUUACACAGCCAAAGGGAUUGUAUUCAAUGAAAAAGAAAUACGAAUCAGGAGUUUUCGGUCAAUGCCCUCGAGUUUUGUGUAAUGGAACAAAUCUAUUGCCAAUGGGUACAUCCUCAACAUUGAGGAAGCAUGCUGUUAAGCUUUUUUGCCCAAAAUGUUGUGAUAUUUACAAAGCUCCUAAAACACCAACAAUUGAUGGUGCUUACUUCGGACCUGCAUUCCCACAUCUUUUCCUUUGUGAAUUUGUCCAUUUUGAUACAUCAGAUGAAUUUAAACCUUUUGAUCAGAAAGUUUUCGGAUUUAGAGUUCAUAUGACUCCUCAAUCAAAAUAUCGCCCACAUAUUUCGAAUAUACAAGACUUCGAUUUACCUCAAAUAGAGGAUGAAUCUCAAGUUCAGCCUCCUCAAGAUUAA